AUGCCUGGAUUGCGCUGCAGCACGCGGGUCUGUCAUGUUAUCCGCUGCUUUAUAAUGUCGUCUCCUUAUUUCAUGCAGAGCAGCUCUGUUGUCACUAGGAAUGGGAUCCGACAGGCUGGCUUCACUUCUGCAGCCACCCUCACAGCAAAACUUACCAACAGAAGAAGAUAUGUUGAUCCAGUUUCCUCCGUGGCGGUGAAAGUGGAGGAGGAGGAGGCGAAGAUUUCUGUGCAAGGACCCUCCUCGGCUCCCUUAUCAAUGGGUGCCUGUCCUGAACCCCUCUCCAAUGACAUACCCCUUUUAAAAUCAGAGACAGUUACUGUACCACUGUCUUCACACAGUCGCAGGAGAAGACAGCUGAAGGUGGAAUAUGAUGAGGAUAAAGGUGUUAAAUCAGUGAAGACAGAGCACUGGGAACCUUCUGACUGGAAGAAACAACUGGGAUACAUUCGUGAGAUGAGGAGUAGCCGGGAUGCACCAGUAGAUAAAAUGGGAGCAGAGAAAUGCUACGACACAGAGGCUCCUGCACAUGUGCGACGUUUCCAGGUGUUGGUAUCUCUCAUGCUUUCCAGUCAAACCAAAGAUCAGGUGACAGCAGCAGCGAUGCAAAGGCUCCGAGCUCAUGGCUGCACUGUAGAAAAUCUUCUCUCUACUGAUGAUGACACCUUGGGAAAACUUAUUUACCCAGUUGGCUUCUGGAGGAAUAAGGUGAAGUACUUGAAGCUGACGUCAGCCAUGCUGCAGAAAGAGUUUGGAGGGGACAUCCCAGACAGUGUGGAGGGGCUAGUCCGCCUUCCAGGAGUUGGACCUAAGAUGGCUCACUUGGCUAUGGACAUAGCCUGGGACCAGGUGUCCGGCAUUGGUGUGGACACACAUGUGCAUCGUAUCUCCAACAGGCUGGGCUGGCUGAAAAAAACAACCAAAAAUCCAGAGGAAACACGCAGGGCUCUGGAGGAAUGGUUACCCAGGGAGCUGUGGAGUGAAAUCAACUGGCUGCUUGUGGGUUUUGGACAGCAGGUUUGUCUUCCCGUCAACCCUCUGUGCUCGGUGUGUCUGAACCAUCACAGCUGCCCGUCUGCAUUCAAGAACUCUCCGACAAAGAAGCCUAAAGCUGGAUCCCCCAAGUCUCCAAGUCCAACCAAAUCCUUUAAAACAAAAACUGAAUGUAAAGAAGAAUCUCCCAUCAUAGAUGAGAGGACAGAAACUGAGCCUUUGUCCACGCCUGUUUCCCCCACCACACAGAGGAAGAAGGUAAAAAGAGCAGCAAGGCAUUAACUAAGUUCUCCUGAGUUCAGGACGAGAACUGUAACCCAUAUGCACCAACAUUUAUAACAUAUAAAUAAGCUAAAAAACUCCCUAGGUGGUUCACAGUUGAGGGGGGUUUAUUUUUUAUCAAAUGUAUAUUUGGACACUAUUAGAAUACGGUUUACUUUUUAUGAGAUGUGAUAUUUUUGUACAGUUACUGCUUUGAUCUUUGUUAUUAAAAAUAUAUCUA
Messenger RNA from Cheilinus undulatus (humphead wrasse), 1495 nucleotides. RefSeq names its product nth-like DNA glycosylase 1 (gene nthl1). The coding region runs from base 1 to 1275 and encodes 424 amino acids. Gene Ontology annotation, molecular function: DNA binding; DNA-(apurinic or apyrimidinic site) endonuclease activity; oxidized pyrimidine nucleobase lesion DNA N-glycosylase activity. The transcript has 6 exons. Gene Ontology annotation, biological process: nucleotide-excision repair; base-excision repair; base-excision repair, AP site formation. The record is from RefSeq and is a predicted model, not a curated record. Lineage: Eukaryota; Metazoa; Chordata; Actinopteri; Labriformes; Labridae. Gene Ontology annotation, cellular component: nucleus.